Messenger RNA from Anopheles maculipalpis, 3131 nucleotides. It is a transcript of the gene sog, whose product is annotated as dorsal-ventral patterning protein Sog. The coding region runs from base 26 to 2992 and encodes 988 amino acids. Gene Ontology annotation, molecular function: protein binding. Gene Ontology annotation, biological process: multicellular organism development. Lineage: Eukaryota; Metazoa; Arthropoda; Insecta; Diptera; Culicidae. The transcript has 7 exons. The record is from RefSeq and is a predicted model, not a curated record.
AAGAGAGAAAGAGAGCCGACCGACGAUGGCUAAAUUUAUCGCGACACUUUGUCUCCUGUGGCUGUCGGUGCUGGUGCUGAUCGGGUUCGCAUCCCAACCGGUCGUAGCCCGCCGGCAUCCACUGCUGAUCGAGGACGAGGGAGCACGCCGUAACCGGCCCGCAGAGUGCCAGUUUGGGAAGACCAUACGCGAACUGCAUACGACCUGGUUUGCCGAUUUGGGCCCCCCGUUCGGCGUAAUGUACUGCAUCAUGUGCGAAUGUGUGCCGUUCCAGAAGAAGCGGCGCGUUGUGGGACGUGUCCAGUGUCGCAACAUCAAGAACGAAUGCCCGAAACCGACCUGCGACGAUCCGAUCCUGCUGCCGGGAAGAUGCUGCAAGACCUGUCCGGGAGAUGCUCAGAGUCCUGACGUGGUGCAAGAUCUUCCCCAGGCGACGAUGCCGGAAGAGGAGGAGCGCAGCAAACAUUUUGCGGCCCUACUAACUGGCCGUACCUCAUCGCUACUAAAGAAAGACGACUUAGGCACAAUGUACACGACACUCAACCCGCAGAACGUGGUCGCUACUGGACGAUUCUCGUUUCACAAGAAGAAUCUGUACUACAGCUUCUACGUGUCGGAGCGUGCCGCACGGCCCCGAGCAAUUCAGUUCGUGCACGCCAACGGCAACAUCCUGGAGGAGCACACGCUCGCCCUGCCAUCCGACGAGGGUCGCCUGAGCUCGUACCAGAACGGUACCGGCAAGGUGUGCGGCGUUUGGCGCCGUGUACCGCGCGAAUAUCGCCGCCUGCUGCGUGAUGAGCUGGUGAGUGUGGUGCUGCUGUGGGGCAGCAAGCAUCAGGCUGAGCUGGCAAUAGCCGGCCCGAUCGCGAAAUAUCCUGCACUUGCGCACGAACUGUUCAGCUCACUGCUGGAACCGACCGCCCAGCCGGAGAUGAUGAGCGGUGCCGGUGGUACGGCGAUCGUGUCCACCAGCAGCGGCGUCACCUCCUCCAUCCAUCUGACGAUCGUGCUGAACGGAUUGUUUGCACCGGAGGAUGUGAGCGAUGUGCCGCUAAGCGUGCGCCUGGAAUCGCUCGACAAGCGGCAGCUGAUACUGGAGGACGUGCAGCGCGUUCGCAAACCAGCGCACGACAUCAACGUGCUCGAGGUAUCGUCGCCCGUAUCCGUGAGCGAUCUGCGUCUGCUAACGCGCGGCAAACUGACGCUAACGGUUGAGUCGCGCCGGAACGCGGAUAUGCUCCGGCUGCAGGGUCCGGUACGGGGACGGGUCGCGUGCGAAGUAUUCCAAACGCUGCUCAGCUCACACGGCGUGGAUGUACGCAGCGAUGCGAGCGGACUGGCCUGGAUGUAUCAGAACCGUGAAGGAGCGCUAGUGUACCAUGUGCAGACGCAUCAUCUGCACGGUCAGCCGGGCACAUCGAGCCCGGUGCUAACGCUUAUCGACGACAGUGCCAAGCGCAAGCCGGAACUCGAAACACUGACCCGAGCGUUUGCCGGUGAGCAUGCGUCGGGUGUUAUCGACCGGAUGGGACCGCGCGUACUGGAACCGCUCUACUCGGGCGAGCUGGCAAUACAGGUAACCAACGAUCAGAAUCUCACCCUGCUGCAGGGCAAGUUCGUGACGCGCCAGGUCGCGGACGCCCGGGACUCUAGUGCGCCGGUACUGUUGCGCCGCACCGCCGAGCUGCCACCACUCGCACACGCGGUCGGUAUGGCCUGGAUGGCGGUAGACAAUGAAUGCACCCUGCACUACGACCUAUCACUUACCGGCGUACCGAGUGCCUUCCAUCCGCUGCAGCUCUACCUCGAGGAGCUACCGCUCGAAGCACCGAACGCACCGAUAAGCCGCCGUCUGCUGGAAGACUUUGGCGGCAAUCAGCUGGAGGGUUUCCAGCUCGGCCUACCGCCCCGUGAUCUGGCCAAGCUCGAGACGAGCGUUAUAUACCUGGAGGUGCGCUCAAACAGUACGACCGAACCGCUGCUACGUGCCCGCGUCCACACGCCCACACGCGUCCCAAGCCACUGUACCGGUGGGUUGGACAAUGAGGUGCAGCAGGAUCCGUUCGCUGCGAACGAUGUACCGGUAGCUGCCAACGAGAAAUGCUUCCAUUCUGGCCGCUUCUACGACGAGGGUGAAACGUGGCGCAGUGCGGUGGAGGCUUGCACCAUGUGCUCCUGCGACCAUCAGCAGUACAAGUGCGAGAAGAUGAAGUGUCCUCCGUUGAGGUGUCGCAAGGAAGAUAUUGUACAGAAGAAGGGCGAAUGCUGUCCAUCGUGUGCUGCACCGAAAUCUUCAGCGGGCAAUGGACUCCCAGCGGCGGCGGUAACUACUGUCAGCAGUGGCAGCUCGAACGCUCAGCGCGGCUGCAGCCUUGGCGAUGAGUUCCACGAGGCAGGCACGACAUGGCAUCCCUAUCUGCAUCCGAGCGGCUACGAAACCUGCACCAUCUGUACUUGCGAGCUGUUUACGCUGCAGGUGAAGUGUGCCCGUGCCCAGUGUCCACCGCUGCCGUGCAGCGACAAGGUGGCGUACCGACCGGACAAGAAGGCCUGCUGCAAGGUCUGCCCGCAGGUGAAGGAACCGAAGGUCCCGAAAAAGGUGCACGCAGGCCGACAGGAUGUGCAGUACGAUGAGGCCGGCAGCUCGGUCGGUACGCUGCGUUCGCCCCAGGCGAUCCUGGCGGCCGGUGGCUGCCGUUACGAGGAAAACAUCUACGAGAACGGCCAAGAGUAUCAUCCGGUGCUGGCGACGCACGGCGAGGAGAAGUGCAUCAAGUGUCGCUGUAAGGACGGACAGCUAAACUGUAGUCGCAAGCGAUGCAACCGAGCCAUGUGCAACCGACAAAAUGCCAAGCGUCCCGGUCAACAGCAGCAGCAGCAGCAACAGCAGCCACAACCUGUCGAUGAGUGUUGUCAGUGUCGGCCUGCCCGCCAUCACCGAAAGCGACAGCAGCAGCAGCAACAACAGCAGCAAACGAGUGUGAAGAGUUGAAUUGAUAUAGUUUUGAGCGUAGCGACGCGGAGUACCGUGGGUUUCCCUGUGCCAUGUUAAAGUGUGUUGCUCGCGGGGCUCCGCCAAUCCACACACUUACCUGUUUUACCAUCCUCUCCUUAUCCCCUACAUUCUUCUC